GACCAUUCUGUUAACUAACACGUUCGCCCCACGUCCAGAUUCUUUUUCUAGAUUUCAAAUUUUAAUUCUCCUUUUCAAAUAGUUUACAAAUUCAUCAUUCCCCCUCAUCCAACCCAUCUCUGUCAUCAAUGGAAGAUAGUGUACAUUUCUUUCUCUUUUUCUCUUCAUGAAUGUUACUUUGCUUUCUCAACACCCAUCUGUCUCACACACCAAGCAAAACAAAAAAACCAAAAGCCCAAAAAGCAAAAAUCGAUUCAGACCCAACCCAAUUCGCCAUGAAUGUUGUUUUGCUUGCACACCACACCUCUCCCCUGUUUCUCUCUCCUCCUCCACUUCUUCUUCUCUGUCUCACUCUCUAAGCCCCCACAUCCCCAAUUUCAUUUCCAACGCCAAAUGUCUAAGAACCCAUCUCAUCCAGACUUCGAAACAAUGUCCCACUUCGAUUUCCUCAACAAAUUCAAGCGCUUGAGACUGUUCGAGCCCUCUCUGGGAGUUCUGGGUUUCUUUCUCCUCACACUCUGUUUCAUAUGCUGCUUUUUUUACUUGGAUUACAGAGCUGUGCCCAAAGGUCUCCGAAUCUCAACACAAUCCGACAGGUUUGUGUGGCUGAGAUUUAAUGGGUCUGGGUCCGGAGAGGAUCCAAAGACUGAGUUUUUGAGUGAAAUGGGUAGUGGGUGUGACGUGUUUGAAGGUGAUUGGGUCUGGGAUGAGAGCUACCCAUUGUACCAAUCCAGAGAUUGUAGGUUUUUGGAUGAUGGGUUUAGGUGUUCUGAGAAUGGACGGCCUGAUUUGUUUUACACCAAGUGGCGUUGGCAGCCCAAAGCUUGUGACUUGCCCAGAUUUGAUGCAAAAAUGAUGUUGGAGAAAUUGAGGAACAAGAGGCUAGUAUUUGUUGGGGACUCAAUUGGGAGAAACCAAUGGGAGUCCCUCCUGUGCAUGCUCUCCUCUGCAGUUCCUCACAAGGAUUCCAUCUAUGAAGUGAAUGGCAGCCCAAUCACGAAGCACAAAGGGUUCUUAGUGUUCAAGUUUGCAGAUUAUAACUGCACAGUUGAGUACUACAGGGCUCCGUUUCUUGUGCUGCAGAGCAGACCUCCUGCUGGGUCUCCACCAAAAAUAAGGACUACCGUGAAAUUAGAUCAGAUGGAUUGGAGCUCUUCGACAUGGAGAGACGCUGAUGUGCUGAUCUUCAACACGGGGCAUUGGUGGAAUUAUGAGAAGACCAUAAGAGGGGGUAAUUACUUUCAAGAAGGGGCAGAGGUAAAGAUGGAGAUGAAAAUUGACAGCGCGUACAGGAAGUCCUUAGAUACCGUGGUAGACUGGAUACACCGUGAAGUGAAUACGAGCAAGACCCAAGUUCUUUUCCGCACAUAUGCCCCCGUGCAUUUCAGAGGUGGAGAAUGGAGAUCCGGGGGAAGUUGUCACUUGGAAACGCUACCCGAGCUAGGGUCCUCAUUGGUACCUCCCCAAACUUGGGCCCGGUAUAGCAUAUUUGUCGAUGUAUUAUCAGCUCAUUCAAACACUCCAAAUUUACAGACAUUGGAUAUAUUGAAUGUAACAAUUAUGACUUCGCGAAGGAAAGAUGGGCAUUCAUCGCUAUACUAUGUGGCCGGACCUGCUCCUCUCCAUAGACAGGAUUGCAGCCAUUGGUGUCUUCCUGGAGUCCCCGAUGCAUGGAAUGAGCUACUUUACGCUUUGUUUUUGAAGCACGAGUCUGCUCAGAUUUGGAAUUCAUCUACACUCCGGGUACAAGCACCUUAUUUAUUUGCCAACUUGAAAAAGGAGAAGAGAGGAGGAAAAUGAGUUUUUUGAGAACAUAUCAACUGGGGGUCGAGAAGCUCUCGAGUUUAAAGGGUUUUUUUUUUUCUAUAGAUCAGAUUCUGCAGAAUCCGGGAUUUUGGUCAGAUUUUGGUUGUUGAUCAUAAAUGAGGCCAGAUUUAGGGGAAAGUUUGGGAUUAUUGGUAUAGGAUAUAGGAAAUUCUUUGGAAUAUGAUUCUUUGGAACAUAGGGUGGUAUAUAGAUGUGCUUCAGAACAAGUACUCAUGUAGCAAAUUUUGAUUGUAUAUUUAUAACUUGUAUCACUGAUAAAUGUGAUGCUUAUAUAUGGGACUAUACAGUGGAAUAUGACUUACAUGAGCACUUCAAUUUAAGCUGACUUCGUAAA
Messenger RNA from Camellia sinensis, 2161 nucleotides. RefSeq names its product protein trichome birefringence-like 11. Lineage: Eukaryota; Viridiplantae; Streptophyta; Magnoliopsida; Ericales; Theaceae. The record is from RefSeq and is a predicted model, not a curated record. Gene Ontology annotation, cellular component: Golgi apparatus. Gene Ontology annotation, molecular function: O-acetyltransferase activity.